AUGCCAGUGCAUUAUAAUUUUUUAGUCCGUGGUUUAUCAAUAUUUUUACCAAUCACAGGAUAGGACGCGAAAAUAGAUAGAUACGCGACGGACGCUGAAACAGUGAAACAGUUAACACUUAGCAGACAACGCUAUACGCUAUUUCCAUAGUAUUAAUUAUUAUAUUAUAUAUAUUAAUUAUUAAUUGUUGUAAAAUCCACUUCGUAAUGUCUAUCGGUGUUCCAAUCAAAGUGUUGCACGAAGCCGAGGGGCAUAUCGUCACAUGCGAAACGAUUGAUGGCGAAGUUUAUCGUGGUAAGCUUAUUGAAGCUGAAGACAACAUGAAUUGUCAGGUAUCGCAUGUGACAGUUACGUACAGAGAUGGACGUGUUGCCCAGAUGGAGAAUGUGUAUGUGAGAGGAUCAAAAGUGCGUUUCAUUAUACUACCUGAUAUGCUGCGGAAUGCUCCUAUGUUUAAAAGUAAAAUGACUAUGGGUGGAGCAGCAGGACGUGGGAAGAGUGGAAUGAUACGGUCAUCGGUUGGACGAGGUAGGGGACGUGGCGGUCCUCCGAUGGGUCGGGGAGGACCACCCAUGGGACGCGGCGGUCCUCCAGCAGCAGGAUCAUGGAACCAAAGACGUUAAUAUUAUAAGUGACAUCAAUUGUAAACAUAAUACUUCUCUUUUAAGGUUUUUAAAAGGUCCUAAAGGAUCAUUUCAAUUUAAAUAUUUUAUAUAACAUAAAUGUGUUCAAAUAAUUUUGAAAUAAAUACAUUUCACUCAA
Messenger RNA from Metopolophium dirhodum (rose-grain aphid), 762 nucleotides. RefSeq names its product small nuclear ribonucleoprotein Sm D3 (gene SmD3). The record is from RefSeq and is a predicted model, not a curated record. NCBI's taxonomy places the organism in Eukaryota, Metazoa, Arthropoda, Insecta, Hemiptera, Aphididae. The transcript has 3 exons. Gene Ontology annotation, cellular component: U5 snRNP; SMN-Sm protein complex; U12-type spliceosomal complex. Gene Ontology annotation, biological process: RNA processing; spliceosomal snRNP assembly. Gene Ontology annotation, molecular function: RNA binding. The coding region runs from base 207 to 623 and encodes 138 amino acids.